Messenger RNA from Rana temporaria (common frog), 1362 nucleotides. RefSeq names its product E3 SUMO-protein ligase ZBED1-like. The record is from RefSeq and is a predicted model, not a curated record. Lineage: Eukaryota; Metazoa; Chordata; Amphibia; Anura; Ranidae. Bases 476 to 1285 code for a protein of 269 amino acids. Gene Ontology annotation, molecular function: protein dimerization activity. The transcript has 2 exons.
CAAACGAGAGCCAUUUAGGAGUCUCACACGGGUGCUCAUCUGGCAGAGCUACUUUCUCAUGUUGUGGAAGAAUGGCAGCUGUCCGAUAAAUCUGUAGUGCUUGUGACCGACAACGCGUCAAACAUGAUAGUUGCAGCUCAAGUUGGAAAAUUCCCCCAUGUGAAAUGCUUCGCCCAUACACUGAAUCUUGCAUCCCAGCGAGCGUUGAAAGUGGCCACUCUCUCUAGGCUUCUUGGCAGAGUACGUCGGAUAUCCACAUUCUUUCACCGCAGCACUAGAGCAAGCCACUGUCUAAAAGAGAAACAGAAAUGUCUUGGCCUGAAGAAUCAUAAGCGGAUAACUGAUGUGGCAACAAGAUGGAACAGUGCAUACGACAUGGUCGAGAGGUUCUUGGAACAACCUGCAGUCUGUGCCACCUUGCUGUCUCCAGAAGUCAGAAGAGGAGAGUCCGAUCUCUGCACUCUAAACUAAACAGAUGUGUCAAAUGCAGAGGACGCCAAUGAAGGAUGCAACCAUGCUGAUGUCAGAAGAGCGCAAUCCAACAGUUUCUCUCAUUGCCCCUAUAAAUGCACAACUUCUCCAGAGCAUGACAGACACGAUGGGAGACACACCCAUGAUCCAUGAGAUCAAGAAUUCUAUUAGAACAGAUCUCCAGAAGAGGUACAGCAGUGAGGCCGAGAAGAAGAUCCUUCAUACAGCCUCUGCACUGGAUCCUCGCUUUAAGGGACUGCCUUUCAUCCUCACAGAUGAAGAAAGAUUGGAGAUAUUUAAAGGAGUCACUGAGGAAGCUGCAUCCUUGGAGAUUACAUCAGAUGAGAGUGAGAGGACACAAGAGGAUCAUCAAGUGCCUAGAAGAAAACGAACUCUGGAAGAAGAGGACAGUUCACCCAUCGAAGACAACCAUUCUCCACCAUCUCCUCCCAAAAAGGCCAGAUCGCUGCUCGUGAGUUUGCUGGGACAGUCUUUCACUGACACUGAAGGUACAAUAGAAUCCAAAAAGACCCCCUAUGCCAAGGCUGAAGAGGAAAUGGAAAACUAUUGUAAAGCCCCACCUCUGCCUCUCACUGAGGACCCUUUGAACUGGUGGCGUGAGCAUGAGGUCAUAUUUCCCCUCCUUUCUCGGCUGUCAAAGCAAUACUUGUGUAUCCCAGGUACAAGCGUGUCUGCAGAGCGGGUUUUCUCCACUGCAGGAGAUGUGGUAACUGCAAAAAGAAGCGCCCUCAAACCAGACCAUGUAGAUCAAUUGGUGUUCUUACAGAAAAAUCUACAUGUUCCCAAAUGCUGAGCAGUGUUUUUAAUUUUAUAGAUUUUGUUUAUAGCAUUGUCUCUGCCACUGAAAUUUUUUAUUUCUCUGUCUCCCCU